AUGGCGGAUGCCUCUACAUCGGGAAGAAAAGUAAUUAGUCAAGGAACAUCUGGUUCGAACAUGACUAAAGAUGUCGAUAAACAACCUGAUAAAUUGUUGUCGUCUAGUAAAUCUGUUGCGUCCGAGGGUCGUAAAAAUGAGUCUCGUGGUAAAGUGUCCACUCAGAAAAGUCAACCACCUGAGAAAAUAAAUGACGAAGUCAUUAAAAUUUUGCAAGAACUAAACACUAACGUAACAAAACAAGGUUCUAAACUUGAAAGUUUAUCAAAAAGGGUAGACGAUUUGUAUGUUGAAUAUGAUGAAUAUUGUUAUCCUGACGACAGUUGUAAUGAUGGGUUUCUGACGGUCAUAGCGUCUUGUCCAAUGUCAGCGAGUCUGUCUGACGAUGUGAAAUUUCAAGCCAUACAAAAUGUUGUUGUGAAGGCUGCUAUAAACAUUUCCAAAUUGUUGGAUAAAGAAGGGGAAAAAUUAGAUACCCAGUCAAUUGAAUGGGGCACAAAUGCCCUUGCUUUUGUUGGGCAGUCUAACAAACUCAUUAACAACAAGAGGAAGGAAUGCCAUCGUUCGGAUUUAGAUCCACGAUAUUACCCUUUGACUUCUGCAAGCCUACCGUUUACAGAAAACCUGUAUGGUGAUGAUAUUAACAAAAGUGUGAAGGAUAUCCAGGACAUAAGUAAAAUUGGUAGAGAUGUUGGAAGAAAUCCUUCAUUUAGGCCAUUUGGUAGAAGACGUAGUGGUCGGCCAGGCAUGUUUUCUCGUGGUACUGGCAGAGGUUAUUUUAGGCCAGGUCAUGGUUCUUCAGUCGUUCCACCACCAAAAAAACUCCCGUGUGGGGUACAAGAACAAGUAAAUCAGUUUAGUUGGUCGAACAGUACAGAAACUGAGAGAAGACAAAGGGGAAAUGAUACUGGUGGCACCUCUUUGGAUAACACAGUAUUGGUAUCCAGCAGUAAUGCAGUUGUUAAUAGAAGUACCUUAUGUUUUGAAAGUGACUACAGACACACUUAUCUGUCAAAUACAAAGAAAGUUCAUCCACUAGUAGGUCAUCUACACUUAAUGGUAUGUCGUUUGUCAGGGAAUUGUUCCAAAGUAGACAGAUUUCAUCAGAGUCUACCGACAUCAUCAUGGCAUCGUGGAGACAUUCCACCAAAAAACAAUAUUCAUCGUAUAUCCACAAAUGGGUGGAAUUCUGUAGUAAAAGGAAAAUUGAUAAAUUUCAAGUUACUGUAG
Ruditapes philippinarum (Manila clam) is the source of this 1230-nucleotide messenger RNA. RefSeq lists its product as uncharacterized. The coding region runs from base 1 to 1230 and encodes 409 amino acids. The transcript is spliced from 3 exons. The record is from RefSeq and is a predicted model, not a curated record. Lineage: Eukaryota; Metazoa; Mollusca; Bivalvia; Venerida; Veneridae.